AAGAUUUUUAAGUAAGGCAAAAGAAAAAAGAAAAAAAAGAAAGAAAGAAAAGGGAUCGUCUAAUUUUGGCAAAAACAGAGCCUUACCUUCGAUCUUCGUUCCGCGACGCAACGCAACGCAACGUUUGAGAGACGAGGAUUUAUCGAACGUAGGUGUGUUGGCCGGUCGUGUUGUUCGUUUAUUAUGCUAGCUGGUUUGCCUGGCUUAUAUUGUGCCGGGCAGCGUUGUAAAUGCGCGGCUGGCUCUGUUCUUCCAUCCACCGCCCGUUACAGUUUCCUUCCUCCAGCCUCCUCAGUUCCCAUUUUCUCAACCACUCACGACUCGCGUAGGUGCGCCGUGUACGCUGUUCGAUCCCCAAUCGCGAGUUUCGGCGCGGAUGCAAAUUACCGUGCGCGAGAUGUAGUUUUCGAGUCGACAGUGAGCUCGGUUUACUCUUUCGAUCGAUCGUUCUCACCGCGCGCCUUUAUCUUUAUUUCGCCUUCCUCCACGAAUGCGGCUCGAGUGUAAUUCGUGCAAAUUCGUGUAAAACAAAAAAGGAAAAAAGAAAAAAAGACGAAUGUCUCUUGCUUGGUGCGAUCAAAUUGGAGACAAGAGAGAUCACGGGAUGACUGUAUCCGAGAAUGGAUCCACAACAGAGAUGGUCUCCAUAAACUCGGCCAGAAGUUCCAAGGAGGAAAGACGUCGGACCGGAAGAUACGUCGCGGGUGGUGCUGUGCUGGCAAUCAUGCUUCUGGCCGUGCAUCAAGCGCUCCUCAGGGACGCGUCCACCAUAGCCGGUGUAUGCAUACCGGCCAUAAUAAUGAUUUCCUACAUUAUAUGGAUCUUGUAUUCCGCCCAUCGGGACAGACGAAAGGCGUUGAGAUUCGCGACAGCGAUGCAGCUGACAGAAGUAAUCAGCGUGCCACCCAGGUCGAAUGGAGAGAUCCGCAGAAACGGGGCGAGCAAGGACGAGACACGAAAGUCAAACGGUUCGAAAUCAGCCUACAAUGUUCGAGAGUCGUCGUCCCGCGAAAAUCCUGCCUUCUCUUCCAAAGACGAAGCUGCGUGAGAGGAAUCGCUCAACUUUGUCACGUUGGAUGUGAAACCAAAACUACUCGAUUCUGGUUUUUUAUCACGAUGAACUUUCCGCCAGAGAAAUACCAGUAUUUUUUCCUUUUCUGUUAUGUUCUAAAACAUUUGAUAUUUUAGAUCGUACGAUGUAAAUUACCGAUUUUUGUAUUCUCUUUUUCAUCCAAAAUCUUCCAACAAAUGGUUCCAAAAUCGAAGAGGAUUCGAGUAAGCGGAUAAUCGAUUCGAUAGAAAUAUUUAAACAUGUCAUAGAAGAAUGAUGCAAAUCCAAAACGAUUGUGUAUACGAAUUGAGAACAAGUUCUUUCCCAUCGUAUUGUAAUUGUUAUCGUUUGAAGUUUCCGCGAACGAUUUUCAUCAUUCAAUAUGUACAACGAUUCGACUUUACAAUUUUAAAUUAAUAAACGAAGAGAAAGGCAAAAGCAAGAGUCAAGACAAAUAUUAAGACGGUAAACUUAGUCUUAAGAGGUUUAAAACGAGAUUCGAACGGGAUCGAGUCAGCAUACUACAAUUCUUACCGACUUUAAUCGUUCCCCCGAGGCAGAAAGCGAACGAACGAGCUUCGUGCACAACCUAAUAACAUAAUAAAUACUUGGUUCGGUUUCGUUUUCGGGGCGGCCCGAUUUCCCGCGAUAGAAUUAUUUGUUUAGCCCCGUGGCCGGAAUUAUUUGUUUCCGCGGCGGUUUGUGAUGCAACAACGUUCCCGAACGCACGUUGCCCCUGUUUCCCAGAUAAAUCUAUUUGGCGGGGCAGAUAAAUCGCGAAAAACGCGACAUGUAAUACAUUUGGAACAAUUGUCGCGACAAAUUCCAUUUUUCGGCCGAAAUUUUAUCGGGGGAGGCCGAUUUUUCCUCCACCGAUCUCUCUUCUUUGACGACAAGUUUAUUCCAAGUUUAUUGU
Messenger RNA from Apis dorsata (giant honeybee), 1967 nucleotides. RefSeq lists its product as uncharacterized. The coding region runs from base 557 to 1048 and encodes 163 amino acids. The record is from RefSeq and is a predicted model, not a curated record. The transcript is spliced from 3 exons. NCBI's taxonomy places the organism in Eukaryota, Metazoa, Arthropoda, Insecta, Hymenoptera, Apidae.